Molecule: messenger RNA, 1613 nt
Organism: Triticum aestivum (bread wheat)
Lineage: Eukaryota; Viridiplantae; Streptophyta; Magnoliopsida; Poales; Poaceae
Product: phosphatidylinositol transfer protein PDR17
Exons: 6
Coding region: 433-1311 (292 amino acids)
Molecular function (GO): phosphatidylinositol transfer activity
Source: RefSeq, a predicted model, not a curated record
CGUGGUUGGGUUCACCGCGACCGGACGAGCAGAGAACCCAAACGGGUCAGCAACACCGGCGACGCACCAAUAACCCACUCCCGGCGAAGCCAACCACAAAAUUGACCCUUCCUCCAAUGGCGUGCGCGUGCUCCCCCGAACCCCGGCUCAUCGCAAGCGCGUGAUUCAUUCCGCGCAACCUCCAUUCCACGGCGUCGGUGCGGUGUUCCCUCUCCAGUCCGCCUCUCCCCCUCUGUCUCUCUCGUGUUGUUUAUUCUUGCACCCCGAGACGGACGGCAGGAGGAGGAGGAGAGCACCGUCCAACUCCCAGCCAGCGCCGGCCAGUUCCUUCCUCGCCGCCGUUCCGCGGGUGAUUCCCGGAGCCUGAGUUGCCGAGCUGCAGGUCCGGUUCGUCUUCUUCUCCUGGUUGAGCCUCAGUAAGUUGAAGACAACAUGUUUCGUAGGAAGCACGCUUCUCAUUUCAAUUCAGAUGAUGCUGAGCAGCGACAAGCAAAGAUCAACGAACUGAGAGCUGCACUUGGGCCUAUGUCUGCCCGUGGCGAAAAGUACUGCAGUGAAGCAUGCUUGGCAAGGUAUCUCGAAGCCCGCAACUGGAAUGUCGACAAGUCUAGGAAAAUGUUGGAAGAAAGUCUCAAGUGGAGGGCACUUAGCAGGCCUGAGGAUAUUCGCUGGCCUGAUGUUUCUGUGGAAGCAGAAACAGGUAAAAUGUACAGGGCAACUUUCACCGAUAGAGAAGGGAGAACUGUCGUUAUUAUGAGACCUGCAAAGCAGAAUACAUCGUCUCAUGAAGGCCAGUUGCGGUAUCUUAUAUACACCCUGGAGAAUGCAGUUCUCAGCCUGCCUCAGGGUCUAGACAAAAUGGUGUGGUUGAUAGACUUCACAGGAUGGACACUGGCCAAUGCAACCCCCAUAAAGACUGCCAGAGACAGUGCGAAUAUCCUGCAAAACCAUUACCCUGAGAGGCUCUCUGUUGCGUUUUUGUUCAAUCCCCCCAAAGUAUUUGAGGCUUUCUUUAAGGUUAUCAAAGUAUUCCUUGACCCGAAAUCAAUCCAGAAAGUCAACUUUGUGUACAAGGACAACGAGGAGAGUAUGAAGACAAUGUACAAGCACAUUGAUCCAGAAGUCCUUCCGGUGGAGUUUGGAGGGAAGAACAUUGUGGUGUACAACCAUGAGGAUUACUCCAAGUUGAUGACAAAGGAUGACAUCAAAACAGCAAGCUUUUGGGCGGCAGACGGUAGCCAUGCCGUAAAUGGGGGCUCGGUGCCUCAGGUCAUACCGCAGUCCUCACCAAUUGUUGCUAAAGCAAGUUGAGGAACAUCGGCCAGCCAUCUCACCUGUUAUUGCAAAAGUAUAUAUAUAUAUAUAUAUAUAUAUAUAUAUAUAUAUGUAACUGCAGAAUAUCUCGCUUGUGAUGUUACAAAAAUAGUUAUUACUAGUAUAUCCCCAAACAAGUGAUCUCACAACAGUUCCAUAUUCCCUUGGCCAACAAUUUCAAACACCAAAGAAUAAUUCACCUAUUAUUUAGCUGUCUUCCAUCUGUAUUUUAUUAUACACUUAAAUUUGUAAUAUGCAGCUGCCAUUUCAGGAAUAUUAAUUUAAUUUGUUUUUUACCA